This is a messenger RNA of Columba livia (rock pigeon), 3465 nucleotides long. Its product is annotated as histone H3. The record is from RefSeq and is a predicted model, not a curated record. Gene Ontology annotation, molecular function: structural constituent of chromatin; DNA binding; protein heterodimerization activity. NCBI's taxonomy places the organism in Eukaryota, Metazoa, Chordata, Aves, Columbiformes, Columbidae. Gene Ontology annotation, cellular component: nucleosome. Bases 668 to 1078 code for a protein of 136 amino acids. The transcript has 2 exons.
UUUUUUCUCUGAGUUUUUUUAGAGACUCUACAUCCUGCUUACCGAGUCCAUGUUUUAAGUAUAUGAUAUAAUAAUGCAUACUGGUUUAACUGCUAAAACGCUAAAGUAUCCAUGUGAGUUUUACUUUUGGAUUGCUAGUACAACUAUCGAUUCCUCUGCAAAUACUUUCCUAAAUAAUUUAUAACGACAACAUAAGACUGACUGUCCUUUAAUAUGCUCGGGUCUUGCUAAGUAAAAGAAAAAAGAAAAAGAAAAAAGAAGAAAAAAAAAAAGAAAAGAACCCCGCAAGUCUAUGCUCAGAUUAACCUAAAAUAUUAUGGUUUAGUUUUACUCGAUUUUGGCAGCACAGUCCAUCAGUAGAUUGCAUAAGAAGAACAAACUUAUUCAAUACAGCAAUUAACAAAGUGGUGUAACAAAAGAAAAAAGAAAAAAGUCGCAUUCGAAGAAAUGGAAGAUGAAGAAAAUAGGCUUGUGAUUUAAUUAUUAAAGAACUCGUUUCUGCACAGAAGGGGUUAACGCGGGAUUUUCAAAUUGGCGCAAUGAGGUGGGCCAUGCUCAUCAGCCAAUGAAAAAGCAGAGCUCGGAUAUAUAAAGGAGCUAGAGCGUUUGCCAUUGUACAGUUCCUGUUUCUUAGACUUCACAGGCCUAAGGUGGAGCAAGACUAAUAAUGGCGCGUACGAAGCAGACGGCGCGUAAGUCGACGGGCGGGAAGGCGCCCCGCAAGCAGCUGGCCACCAAGGCUGCCCGCAAGAGCGCGCCGGCCACCGGCGGCGUGAAGAAGCCGCACCGCUACCGGCCCGGCACGGUGGCGCUGCGCGAGAUCCGGCGCUACCAGAAGUCGACGGAGCUGCUGAUCCGCAAGCUGCCCUUCCAGCGCCUGGUGCGCGAGAUCGCGCAGGACUUCAAGACCGACCUGCGCUUCCAGAGCUCGGCCGUCAUGGCGCUGCAGGAGGCCAGCGAGGCCUACCUGGUGGGGCUGUUCGAGGACACCAACCUGUGCGCCAUCCACGCCAAGCGCGUCACCAUCAUGCCCAAGGACAUCCAGCUGGCCCGCCGCAUCCGCGGCGAGCGCGCCUGAGGCUUCUGCCCAGCCAGCACCAAACCCAAAGGCUCUUCUAAGAGCCACCACAUGGCCACCGGAGAGAGCUGUGUCUCUGUUUUUCAGAUCAGGUAUAGGCAGCCCGUGCUGAGUGCUCUUUCCCGUGCUGGCGGCAGUGCUGAUGCUGAGAUAACGGGGAGGUUGGGGCUGCAGGGAACGUGGGAUACGCCCCUUUCCUGGGCCCGCGUGUGUUGGCGGUUCUGACUGCGGCUCCCUGUUCAGAGCUGCCGCGGGGUGGGGAGCGGUGCUUAGAGGAGGCAUCCAUCCCUUCAGCUGGAAGAGGGGGAGUAAGAGGAAAGCGUUUUCGGACAGGGCUGGCGGCCUCUUCCCUUUGCACUCCCCGGGGUGCUACGGGUGCUCUCAGCUGGUGCUUCUCCGUGCGCCUUCCCGCUCUGUCCCGCCCCACUCCCCGGCUGGCAGAGCUGAGCGCGCCGCCAUUUCAUGAGCUUCCCGUGUGAGGCCGCUGCUCUAAAGCCGGCGGCCGCGGAGCAGCUCUCGCUGUGGCACUUUCCCCCGGUAUCCCGUUUUCCUCCCUUGCUUGUCCCUUCCAUUCUCGUUUCAAAGGAGAACGGAGUGAGGGAGUGAAGGGAGGUGGGGAGGGGAAGAUGGAUGAAAACAAAACCCAGUUUUCUUCCAGAAACUAUUUUUUUUCCCUUGUGCCCAGAAGCCCAGGAGUCAAGCAAAACCACUGUUCCCGCAGUAUUUUUCGGGAGAGCAAUCGAGGCAUCUUCCCCCAUCCUUUUUCAAACUCGCCUGUUGCUUGAAGCAGGGAGGGUUCGAAGAAAGACCGCGGGCAGCACUUCCUACAGCCGACAGAUACCAGCGUAAAGCCCAACCCCCAGACCCCAACCUUUUAUCGCAACCUCAACGAAUAGAGAUUACAGCUCUUUUUUGUAAGUGUGGGUGGCUCUUAAAAGAGCCUUUGUGUUUUAACAAUGUAAGCUAUCCCAACACCUAAGUUUAGCCGCCGAAGCCGUAGAGGGUGCGUCCCUGGCGCUUGAGGGCGUAGACCACGUCCAUGGCUGUCACGGUCUUCCUCUUGGCGUGCUCGGUGUAGGUGACAGCGUCGCGGAUCACGUUCUCCAGGAACACCUUCAGCACUCCGCGAGUCUCCUCGUAGAUGAGCCCCGAGAUGCGCUUGACGCCGCCGCGCCGAGCCAGGCGGCGGAUGGCCGGCUUGGUGAUGCCCUGGAUGUUGUCGCGCAGCACCUUGCGGUGGCGCUUGGCGCCCCCCUUGCCGAGCCCCUUCCCGCCCUUGCCUCUACCAGACAUGCUUACACACUCACCCGACUCUGAGCCGCGUGUGGCACAACUACGCGCCAGCACCUCUCUAUAUUGCCGGCGGUCCGACCUGGUUGAGGACUGCGGCGGGGCAGGGCACGGGCGGGCUCAUCUCCGCGCCCUUCCCCCUGCGGCCAGGGACGUUCGCGCCAUCGCCGGCGACAGGCGGCGGGGCUGGGCGGCACCGUGCUCACCCCUGCGCCGGGACACCCCCCUCUCCCCCCGCCGGCUCGGCCCGGGCAUCGCGGCAGCAAAUCCCCGGGCGGAGUGCCUCCUUCCCGGCUUCCCGGUCCCGUCGUUGCGUCGCUCGGUGCCAGUGUCGCAGCCGGGCCCCGCCGGCCGCGGGUCUGCAGCAAAAUCCAGCCAAUGGGGGCGGCGGGGCCGGGAGCGCCGCUUCCCGCCCGCGCUCCGCCGCCGCCAUUUCGCUGCGCUCCAACAAAGGGCCCGGUGGGGGGGCACCCGGAGGUGCCGUGGUGCCGUUGUGGUUAGUCAGUGUUUCCGACUUGAGGAACGUCCCUCACGUGCUCUGUGCGUCCUAUUCAUAUGGAGACUCCAAGCUGUCAGCCUCAGCCCAGGCCAUCAACCUUACACCUGUACACUGCCAGGAGACUGAAGACAGGACUGGUGGUUAUCCCUUCAAUAUAAAAUAUAAUCCCACAUUUUGCACCUGACAGCCCCUAAAUUACUGCUGGAAUGUCUGAGUUCUGAUCAGCUUAGCCCUGUUUUUCAGUUUCAUUCACCUCCUGCCCCUGAUCCCAGACUCAGUCUUCAGAACUGUCUCACCACCAUCUUCCACCUUCACCGCACCCUCUGGGUUGAUCCUAAUUAAAAAAAUCUAAUGCAUCUGAAAACAAUAAAAAAAUAACUAAACAAAAAUUUGUUCUGUGCUCAGAAGCACUACAAUGAAAAUAAUUUGAAUGCCAAGAAUCAUCAGAAGAGGAAAAGAGAGUGAAACAGAGGAUAUUUUAUGUUUGUACUGUUGCAACAUUGUGUGAAAUAGUUGCACCCUGAGUACUGUGCACAUUUCUGGCCUUUUAAAAAAAUGUAGUGCAACUAGAAAAUAAAGUUCUGAGAAAAGCCAUAAA